AUGUCAUUCGCAUUUUUGACGCUUUUGUACUCGGAUGAUUAUCUUCCAGGUGCACUAGUUCUGGCGCGCUCACUAAUUGGCGUUGGCUCAGUCCUUCCUCGCGGUAUCCUAAUCACCAAUCAAGUGACGGAAUUCGCAAGAUCAGAACUAGCAAAGGUGUAUGAUCAUAUUAUCCCAGUGGAUCCGAUUGUAGCCGAUGACCAGACCUUUGGUUUCCAGUUAUUGGCUCGUCCGGAACUGGCAAAUGCUUAUACCAAGAUCCAUGUUUGGAAUCAGACCCAAUUUUCCAAAAUUGUUUUUCUGGAUGCAGACACUCUAGUUCUUAAGAAUGUCGACGAUUUGUUCUCUGAUAGAUGGUUGGAUCAUAAUGACGAUCAGUGUCUGGAUCGUAUUUCUGCAGCCCCUGAUAUUGGAUGGCCAGAUAUUUUUAACAGUGGAGUGUUUGUUGCAUGCCCCAAUAAAAGCACUUUUGAGAACCUCCAGACCAGAGCUCUAGAUACAUCUGGAAAGUAUUCAUUUGAUGGUGGAGACCAAGGUCUUUUGAACCAAUACUUCACUGAGAACUCAAAGUGGAACAGAUUGCCGUUUAUUUAUAAUGUGACGCCCUCUACGUCGUAUCAGUACCUACCUGCAUAUUCUUACUAUCACUCUCAAGUGUCUAUUGUUCAUUUCAUCGGCAGUACCAAGCCCUGGCAAGGCGAUGCUCCAGGAAACCGAGACAUGGCCUUCAAAUGGAGAAGCAUCUAUAGACAACAUUAUGGAGAAAAGCUGUUGGGGCUGCCAGUUAGUGUUACAACUCUUCAGAAGGAAGUGGGAACUGAGUCACUUACUAUUAAACCCGAGAGUGAGCCAUUGCCCAAAGAUCCCAAGACAUUGGCUGAAGAGGCUGCUGCUACCGACGCUACAGCGAAUGCUGCCAGUGCUGCAGCAGCAGCUCUAGAACGUCUUCGUAUCACUUCUUUGAAGGCUAAAACAUUUGCGCCAGCAGUUGAUAGAUGGGAUGCAACCAAGUUUACUCCACCUAUUGACUCAAAGCCCGAAGCCUCUAACCUUAACAUUACCAACUAUGACAAUGAAUGGGAUAAACCGAAACCUUCAUCUAAGGACGAAGGCUUUAGGUUUCCCAAGUUUGGAGAGCCUACAUCUAAGCUUUGGACAACUCCACAACCACCUGUUGAGCGUGUUUAUCCUGAAGAUCUCCCUCCUGCAAAACCAAAAUCUAAACCAGCUUCCAGGAAGAAAGGAGCACAAUCGUUUUCUGAGCGCUUAAAAGGUUACGGGUCUAGCUUUAAAUGGUCUCAUAAGGGCGAUGAGAUAGAUGAAGAUGAAGAUGAGGAUGAAGACGACAACGAAGAACAAGAAUCAGAUGAAAACAGUGGAUUUCAGUUUCCCAAGUUAGGAAAGGCUGUUGUCCGACUCCCAUGGGAAACAGAGGAUAGACCAAAAGUAGAAAGAGUUUACCCUGAGGAUUUACCGCCUCCUGCUCAUGACAAUGUUGGAUCUCGCUAUAAAAAGCAGUUCAGCAGUCAGGCGCAACUGAAUCAAAGUUCAGAGGUGGUAACAGGUUUAGAGGAAUAUUCGUCAUCGUUGGCCGCUCAUCAUGAUCGUAAAGGAGGUCAUUCCGAUCACAAGGCACCCACUAAAUCGUCUUUGAAAGCACAACCAAAGUCGCCAUCCAAACCUCAUCACGGGCACCAUAAACAUGGGCAGUCUUCCGUGCCUGCUCUCACUCCGUCUGCUGCACGGACAUUCGUGCUGAAACCAAUUCUGAAACACCCCAAGACUCCGAUCGAAGGCGUUCCAGAAUAUAAAGAUGGUGAAAGUGAGGGUAAGACAGAUUAA
Sugiyamaella lignohabitans is the source of this 1842-nucleotide messenger RNA. It is a transcript of the gene GLG1, whose product is annotated as glycogenin glucosyltransferase GLG1. Lineage: Eukaryota; Fungi; Ascomycota; Dipodascomycetes; Dipodascales; Trichomonascaceae. Gene Ontology annotation, cellular component: cytoplasm. The coding region runs from base 1 to 1842 and encodes 613 amino acids. The transcript has a single exon. The record is from RefSeq and is a predicted model, not a curated record. Gene Ontology annotation, molecular function: glycosyltransferase activity.